CCUGACAACAUGUGUUGCGACUACUGUGGCAACUCCUGUGGCUAUGGCUGCAGAUAUGGCUAUGGCUGUGGGUUUGGCCCCUAUUAUGGCUGUGGGUCUGACUGUGGCUAUGGCUGUGGCUAUGGCCCCCAUUAUGGCUGUGGUUAUGGAACCAGAUAUGGCCAUGGAUACGGUUCCUGCUAUGGCUGUGGAUAUGGCUCUGGUUCUGGUUACUGUGGCCACAGGCCAUUUUUCUACAGAAGAUAUUAUUCUUCUUGCUGCUAGAACAUCUCUAUCCAAGCCUCAUUUGUUCCUGAAAUGGUGUAUCUAAGGAUAAUGCUGAUUCAACAAUCUGGACCCCACAAUUUCUAUACCCCCAAAUUACAACUUUACAGAGGCUUUGACCUCCAACUAUCCAUAUUUAGAAUAGUAUUGUGGUCUGAAGUUCUGAGGUAUCAUCUAUUUUCCAAACAUUAGCAUUACUUCCUUAGUCUCUGAUUCUCUGAUGUGACUAUGUUGAUGAUCCUAAUACCCCACAAUGGGCCAAAUCACUUAUUCUCAAUAAAAGUGGUUCUUUCUUUCUAAGAAA
Molecule: messenger RNA, 568 nt
Organism: Equus caballus (horse)
Lineage: Eukaryota; Metazoa; Chordata; Mammalia; Perissodactyla; Equidae
Product: keratin-associated protein 21-1-like
Source: RefSeq, a predicted model, not a curated record